Molecule: messenger RNA, 1032 nt
Organism: Dentiscutata heterogama
Lineage: Eukaryota; Fungi; Glomeromycota; Glomeromycetes; Diversisporales; Gigasporaceae
Source: the annotation of a GenBank genome assembly
AUGCCAUCGGCUACCGAUUCAAAGAAAUCCAUUAUUGGACUUAGAAUAGGUCAAAGUUACUCUAGUAUUGCUAUAAUUAAUAAAGAUGGAAGAGCGGAUUGUAUAGCUAACGAAGACGGUGAGCGGCAAAUACCAACACUGGUUGCAUUUGCAGGUGAAGAAGAGCUUGCAGGAACUCAAGCGAAAGCUCAAUUGCUAAGUAAUUCUAAAAAUACCAUUUCUCAAUUUCGUAAUUUUAUCGGAAAAAGUUUUGCCGAAUGUAAUUCUUCUGCAUUAAAGGGAACUGCUCAAUUAGUUGACAAGGAUGGUGUAGCUGCAUAUUCUGUAGAAUUUAUGAAUAAGGAUUCAAUUUUUACUGUUCAGGAAAUCACUACAAAAUAUAUCACAAGUCUUCGUGAAAGUGCUGAAAAUUUUUUGGGCCAACCAGUCGCUGGUGUUGUUCUUGCCAUUCCUACUUAUUUUACUGAUUCUCAACGUUUGGCCCUGAAAGAUGCAACUGAAAAAGCUGGAUUACGUGUUUUACAACUGAUUAAUGAACCUGCAGCUGCUAUAUUGGCUUACGAGUCAAGCAUGAAGCCUGAAGAAUAUGAUAAUAACUUACAUAAUGAUAGAACCGCUUUAAUACUUGAUUUGGGUUCUGAUAGUCUUGAUGUUACGGUGAUGUCUAUUCGUUCAGGCAUGUUUACUAUAUUAGCUACCACCCAUGAUCCUGAUCUUGGCGGUGCCGCUUUCGAUGACCUUCUUGUGAAUCAUUUCGUAAAUGAAUUCAAACGUAAAACUCAGAUUGACAUUUCACAAAAUAAACGUGCCUUGGUUAAAUUGAGAAAUGCUGUAGAAAUUACAAAAAAGACUUUAUCAAGUAGUUCAACUUCUCCAUGUUCGGUAGAAUCAUUAGCUGAUGGCAUAGAUUUCCAUGGAUCGAUUAACAGAACUAGAUUUGAAAUCAUGUCAAAUAAACUUUUUACAAAGAUUUUAGAUGUUAUUUCUAAUGCUUUAAAAGAAAAUAAUUUAGAUACUCAAUUAAUUGAUGAG